GUGGGUAGUUGGUUGCAAUGACCGGUAACUCGCUUAAACUUUAGACUGAUAUCAGAAAGUGGGUUGUGGAAAAAUCUGAAUUACCUCUCUUGUUUUUAGAGACAUCGAAUUUUGAAAAGUGUAAUGAUUUGUAGUUAUUUGUGUUUGUGAUCUAGAUCUAGUAAAAUAUUAUUUGUUUGUACACUAUUUCUUGUUAUGGCGUCUUACACUCACAUGACCUACUAUGCGGUUCCCAGGUCUAGGAGAGAUGGUGAUCUUUAUAAAUUUAGUGACGCUGGGUCAGAGUGCUCUAUACCUAGUUUCCAAGAAAAUUGCCGUGUACCUCUGAUGAUGGACACUGACCACCCAAAACAGGACAGCCUUGAUGAAGUGGAUGCAGUUGGAUACCUAGAGGCCAACAAUACAGCAGGCCACGUCACUGGCAACGGAGUACGCCCCUGUGCUAUUCCACCUAUGCCCACAAAGAAGCCUCGGGUUUUCACCAAGCAGAAAGACGUUCAACUUACCGACUCGGAAUUGUUAGCAGACGACCAAGAGAAGCGUUACCGUGGCGCGAGCUUGAUCAAACCUCAAACUUUGUGGACCAAUCAACGCGCGAAUGGUCAGGAGAGUUGCCAGGGGGGCGCUGCCUGUGCUAACGGACACAGUGAGGAUUAUCAAAACGACCCCACGAACUAUCUGACCCCAACCGAAUCUCCGCACUACUCGGGAUCUUUUUUUCGCUUCUCCACUGAUGAAACAGCCACCGGUUCAGAUGAUAGUAAUCAAAUUAGAGGUCAACGUUCAAGGACACCAUUUACACGGUUUGACUCAGGUGUAGACUGCACCACAGAACGAGGCUCGACCAGCACGACCAUCAGUAACAUACCUUCGGAAUCCCCACGCUCUAUAACCAACCCCCGACUGUCGACCCACCAGGAACAACACUACGAGGACAUAGACACCUACAGCAAAAAACAGCCGCCCAGUGAAGGCAAGAAAGGGAUUACAAGCAAUUCUAUUUCGAGUAAUGGUUCUUGUUUGCGAGCAACGACAACUCGUCCAUUACCGGAAGUAAAUGCCUUCAGACGAGAUACUCUCGAUAACGAUGACAACGAACCUAUACUCAAUUCUUCUAUUGCUGAGACAGUAUCGAGUACUCUUAAUGAUCCCACCUUGAACUUUGACCCACGGCUGGCCACUCUGCCGCAUACAUACACCCAGUUAGACAUCGGAGCGCCACGUGGCACCCCGGCAAAGAAAGUCUCUCCAAAAGAGCGCCAGAGAUGCUGCGCGGCCUUCACCCUCCCAGUCGUCCUUGUUUUUAUCAUUUCCGUCUCAGCCUUGACCUUGAGCAUUUACGUUCUCAUUACCAGCAAGAGUAGAUCUGAGAUGACUGGGGUCUUCAGUUCUGAUCAUUCCAAACAAAACAUGCAGCUGCUUGUGCAAGAACUUAACGAUCGAAUGUUGAAAUUAGAACAAGAGAACAUUGCCUUGAGAAAUCAACUGUCUGAGCAUGCAAGCAAGCUGCUAUUUAUUGAAGAUGAUGUUGAGAUCCUGUACAACACAACAGUCAACACAAGCUUAGCGCUUUAUUCAAUGAAAGAUGUGUUGAUGACUAGUAUUAGCAACAUUAGUCUUCUGCCUGGACCUCAGGGCAAGCCAGGGAUAGUCAACUUCUCACUGUGUGUCAGCACAUCCAUCUCGAAAACAGCUCCAUCCUCCACUACAGAACAAACUAUUACAGACUUACAACCUGAAACAAGUGAGGCUAAAAAAUAUUUUGUGAUGUUUGCAUACUGUACAUACAUUGGUGCAACAGAUGCCCAGCUAGUCUUUGAAGCAAGAACUGGCCAGUACAAGUGUUUGUGUUAUGGACAAAUCAAUAGCAAAACAUUUACAGUGUGUACGGUACAUGUCAUGAUGUGUCCACGAUAACUGACUGGACUGCUCACAAGUGGACAAGAUUUAAAUAAUGUUUUGAUUUUGGAACAUAGUUUAAAUUGGAAAAAAAUUAUUGGUUCAUCCAAUGAAGUCUAAGGAACUAAAAAUAUUUUUGUCUUAUUAAUGAGAUCUGUUGAGCAUAAACACUUUAAGAGCCUUCUGUGAUUUAACAAGAAUCAUUGUUGUCUAUAGUUACAGUCUUAUUCACUGUUUUCUUUGGUAAUCCAAGCUAUCAGUUAAUAGUUUAUGAACAAAAUCUUUAAUAUUUUUUUUUGUAGUUCAACUACAGUAUUUUGAAAUUAUUUUGAAUACAUUUCAAACUAAUCUUGCCAAAAACCUUGAGGCUACACCAAAGAUUGCUAUAACUGACUUGUUAUUUUUUGUUAUCAUGUUUUUUUUAAUGGUUUGAACAUUACUAUUGCUCUCUGUUGAACUUAUUUCUGUUACUGUAUUUUUUUAUAUUUAUAAAGUAUUUUUAUCAUUGUCUUUCUGAAAAUUUGUUGUGCUACAGUAAGAAAAAGGUAAUUACAAAUAUAUGGCUGCCUGGUCAUGUGAUAUGUGCUCUCGACUGUUGUUCAUUUGUCAUGAUCGCCCUGGACUCUUCCUGCUGCCAUCUCCCAUUGUCAUGCGGGAGGUUUGGGCUAGGAUGUUCUUAUCUUCAAAUCUGAAGAAACAUCCGAAACGUGUAAAACAAAAAAAUACAAGCUUUACUAUUUUAAAGACAUCGACACUAUUGCAUUUGUGUGUAUUUCAUCUUCAACCAUAUCUCACAAUUUUUUAAUGCUGUACGAGAUCAAAAAAUGAGCUUUUCAUUUCAUGCUACAACUUUUUUGUGUUGAAAUAUCUUUCCUUGGCUUCACUUUCUUUCUCAUAACAGUUCAAUGUAUCUGCUUAUCUACUGAAUAUAGGACUUGGCCAUUCCCAUGUGCCUUUAAGUUCUUUGUUUAAGAUUGAAUUCAGCCAGCUUAAUAGCCUUCUUGGCUGAAUUUUGUGUCUAAAUUUAGACAUGUUAUCAAUCUAUGUAUAGUCGUGUGUGAAGCAGUCCUUGACCUUGUUCAAUACUAGAAUAUGCAUCCUUUGUUUAGCACCUUGCAAUGGACCUCAUUCAUCAAUGGUAACAUUUAGCCACGUGGCGCUCUAUAUCUUCUAUAUAAUUUACGAUCUCAUGUUUAAUUCAUGAUGGUUGUCACGUGACAGUUUUUUCAUUGUUUUAUCAAUAAGAUCACGUGACUAAAUGUUGUUUGUUUACGAUUGGUGAAUGAGGUCCAUUCAAGAAAACUUUCUAAAAACUAAGACAACCCAACACUCAAGUGAAUAUUUUUGCAAAAGUCUCACCAUUGGUCACUUUACAAAUAUUCUGGGUCUGAAGAUAAGGUAAAUAAAAUAAAUAAAUUACCAAUAGCAUAUACAAAAAAAAACAAAACAUAACUUCCAAAUACAAAAACAUUACCAAAUAAAAAAGGAAUGUUGAGCAGGUUGCUUGAAUCAGCCAGAAAAACCAUUGACUUCUAUCUCUGUCAUGAAGAUCAAUAUUCAUAUAUAUUAGAAGGAUGCAUUCUCAUUGAUAAAAUAAAUUUUAUAGUUGCUAACUUGAUGAUGAUGAAUACAAUUCAUGAUUCUAAGCCUAACUUAUGUGGGAUUCUAAGGCAUAAGAAUUCAUUUGUUGGCAUUUUGUGAGCAUUUAAUUAAUUUUUUUUUUUUAUUCGCGUCUGCUAACGUACAUGCAGACAUCUUUAGUUUUGCACCUGCAAUAUAAAUCUUGUGCAGCUAUAUAACACGGGGGCAAAAAGUAUGUGAGUUUGCUGGGUUUUCUCUUUAAAUGCUAAAAUGGGAAGCUACUGUUUAUUUUUCUUGUACUGUAUAUUUUAAAGCAUUAUGAGUGCAGAGUGUUUGCUUCAGCAUUUAGUGACCAAACUUUUUAUCUCCAAGCAAAGUUUAUAUCUAAUAUAUAUAAUAAUAAUAAUAACAAUAAUAAUCUGUAUUGUCCAUAUGGAAAUUUGUCUUACAAUUUGUGCAUAUACAAUGCAUAAAUACUUAAAAGCAUAAAUAUGUUUUUAGAACCCUUGAAUAUGCACCUUUUGUUUGUUUUUUUCUUUAGCAUGUAUUAUAUUAGCAUUUCCAGGAAAACUUGAAUAGAAAAAAUGGAAGUUACAAUGUUGGACUUGCAGUAAUAGGACAGCAUAGCAAAUAACAGUUUAAAUUGUCAGUUAAGAUAUAUAACUAGUUUAAGCACUCUAUAAUAAUGUUUGUAAAUUAUGAGCUAAGAUUGGAUAUGAUUGAUUUUCCCCUUUUUGACAUAACUUUAAUCACUUUCAUUUUCUAAAAUCUGCACAUAAUUGUUCACUAUUGAAAACGCAAACGUUUUUUUCUUAAUUCCAAAGAUUAAUGAAGAGUGCAGUAUUUUAAAGUGGCUCUGACCAACACAUUUUACCACAUCUGAUGCCAUUUUCUUUGUGGAGAGAGAUGGUCAAUUUAAGUUUCUUUUAUUGUCUCUAUCUGUUUUUUGAUAGUAGUUUUUUUCUUGUUUCACUAUGCUACAGACUUUUCAAGAAUUCUCUGUCAUAUUUUGCAAACCUUUUUUCUGCCAAGUGCUUUUCUCUAUGUCAUUUAAGAGUAAGCUGGUAACUGAGCUGGUCUUUCAAACUUUUUCUGUUGCAUCACUGUUAGCCUUUCUUCUUUAUGAUCAUUAAAGAGAAAAGAGUGUAUUUCUACAAUUAUAUAGACUAGUCACCUACAAAUAAGUUUUAAUAAUUUUCACUUCUAGUUUUCUUACCUUACCUUUUAAUCUUUUUAAAUGUAUAUUAUACAAACUGCCUCUAAAGGGUUAGGUGUUAGUCAUAUCUGGCAUUAUUCAGUGACAAAACAAUUUAGCACCAUGCAUUUAAGUUGUUGUUUUUUCGUUUCCAGAUAAGAGCUGUUUGAGCUCUUAGGUCAAUAAGUUAUUGGAGUUAUUGUCUGUUCUAUCAUUUCUUAUGCAUUGUUCAGAAGACAUUUUUAAGUGUAGACUUAAAUUAUAAAAUUACAUUUUUAUUAGUGUAAUCAAUCAAUGGUUGUUAUUGUAAUGCAGUGUUUCCCAAAGUGGGGUAUGUAUAACCCCAGGGGGUACGGGAAGACUUUGGAGGGGGUAGGCGUUGCACCUCAUGAACUAUGCUGAUGUUUUUAAAUACCCAUUUAUUAUGUUCUGCUUAUAACUUAACGUGGGGGGUGGGUAAGGGGGCGAGGUGUUCUCAGCAUUUAAAAAAUUAUUAAAAGUGUUACACAUAUAUCAAAUGUUUGGGAAACACUGUUGUAAUGUAACUAGCCAAUAUUUUUCAUCAUAUUGAUAAAGCGAUAAAGCGCUUUGCUUCCAAACAGGGGUCUGGGGUUCAAAUCCUGAUGAAGACUGGGAUUUAUAAUUUCAGGAUCUUCGGGCACCUGUGAGUCCACCCAGCUUUAAUGGGUACCUGACAUUAGCUGGGGAAAAGUAAAGGCGGUUGGUUGUUGUGCUGGCCACUUGACACCCUCAUUAACCGUAGGUCACAGAAACAGAUGACUUCUACAUCAUCUGCCCUAUAGACCACAAGGUAUGAAAGGGAAACUAUUGAUGUGAUGUGUAAUGAUGCACUAUCAUGGUUAUUUUAGUCUGAAGAGCCUGUUCAUUAAGUGAAAUAUUUACUGAAUAUAGUUCACAACAUGCAAAUGAAAAAAUCAGGCUUUCUCAUGGUUUAGAAAUUGACUAAAUAGAUGCCAUUCUUUCACAGUCUCUAAUAUCAUCUGUUGUCAACUUGUUUUUAUACUGCUGAUACUUGUUGAACAAAACAUGUUCUUUCUUUAUACUCCUGUAUUUCUGAAUGUGUAUAUAGACCUGUAUUGAAAGCCAAAGUCUAAAUGUGAUAUAAACUGACUAAUAUAUGCCCUGGUCAGUAGUAAUGACUUAAAAAAAAACACUAUUAAAAGUUCUUUGCAAGUUUUAAGUCGUUUUUUUUUACACUCUUCUCCAAAAAGUGAUUUAAGUUACUUAAAAUCCAUUGGCUGUAAAGCUGUUUAAAGCAUGGAAUCAAAUGGUUUAAGCCAUUUCCCCCCUGUGUAUUUAUAUAUAUAUAUAUAAUAUAUAUAUAUAAUAUAUAUAUAUAUAUAUAUAUAUAUAUAUAUAUAUAUAUAUAUAUAUAUAUAUAUAUAUAUAUAUAUAUAUAUAUAUAUAUAUAUAUAUAUAUAUAUAUCAUUUUUUAAUUGUAAAUAAAAACAUGGUUUUAGUCAUUUCUGUGUGUUAGAUUUUUAAAGUUUCUAUUGAUUUGUAUAAUUUAAGUUUAAAAUAUUUGUUAACUUUAAAAUUAUACUAUAACAAAUUUGUCCAAAUAACAGGAAAAAAAAAACUAGCACAAUUUACAUGUCCAGAUUCUUUGUUACAUCCUGGUUGGACCAAUACAUUUUACUGUGAAUUUUUUGAAGCCUGAAUGAAUGUUAUAAGGUAUUUGGUAAUGCUUGAACAUUGAAAUGUAAAUAUUUUCUAUUUCGACUAUUUUGUUAAUAAAAAUAAUUAUGAUCGA
Messenger RNA from Biomphalaria glabrata, 6449 nucleotides. RefSeq lists its product as uncharacterized. The transcript is spliced from 10 exons. Lineage: Eukaryota; Metazoa; Mollusca; Gastropoda; Planorbidae. The coding region runs from base 196 to 1917 and encodes 573 amino acids. The record is from RefSeq and is a predicted model, not a curated record.